Messenger RNA from Racocetra persica, 476 nucleotides. Lineage: Eukaryota; Fungi; Glomeromycota; Glomeromycetes; Diversisporales; Gigasporaceae. The record is from the annotation of a GenBank genome assembly.
UUCAGACUAAAAAUCCUAACUACAAUCAUGAAAUUUUAUUUCGUAAAGUGAACAAUGAGUGGAAAAAAUACAAAAACAUUCAAAAAAUUAUUGAUGAGUUUAAUAAUACACCAAUCCCACUACAAGGAUUUUCUGUUUUAUAUACAAGACACUUGGCUAAUUCACAGGUGGAUACAUUGAUUCAAACAGUCCAAUUGCCAACCCAAGAGCAACCUGAAAUGCCUCAUACAAAUGCUCUUGCUCAAAAAGAAACUUACAACCAAAUAAAAGAAGCAAAAAAAAAAUUUUUAGAAUUUAUUUCUCUUUAUAGUACCACUAAUGAUUUUCAACUUCAUCGGAACCUUUAUGGAUGUAUCAAAAGGUUAAAAAAUAACCUUGAAGAAAAAAAAAAUAAAUUGAAUGAACUCAAACGGAAUGCAAGUUAUCAGCAGAAAUGCAGAUUAAAAAAAAAAAAUCCAUUUAAUGAAAAACAAUAA